Messenger RNA from Plasmodium berghei ANKA, 384 nucleotides. RefSeq names its product 50S ribosomal protein L29, putative. The transcript is spliced from 2 exons. The record is from RefSeq and is a predicted model, not a curated record. Gene Ontology annotation, cellular component: ribosome. Gene Ontology annotation, molecular function: structural constituent of ribosome. Bases 1 to 384 code for a protein of 127 amino acids. Gene Ontology annotation, biological process: translation. NCBI's taxonomy places the organism in Eukaryota, Apicomplexa, Aconoidasida, Haemosporida, Plasmodiidae.
AUGAACCGUAUUUUUAUACCAUAUUUUUUUAUUUUAUAUAUAUUUAAAAUAUACUUAGUUUAUGGAAUAAAUUUUCAAAGGAAUUGUGUAUCAUCAUUCUUAAACUGUAGAUCAAGCAUAUUUAAUAAAAAGAAAUAUGGGAAUCCCUUAUUUUGCUAUAAAAAAAAAAUUAAAGCUAAAGAAUUGAGGAAAUUAACAACUGAACAACUCGAGAAGGAAAUUAUUAAGUGUAGAUUAGAUAUCCAAUUAUUUCAACAACAAGGUUUUUACGAUAUGCAUAAUUAUAACGUAUAUUACGAAAAAAAUGCAAGGCGAAAAUUAGCCCAGUUGUUAACAAUUUAUUAUGAAAGAUAUUUAGAUAACAAUGUUAGAAUAAAAAGCUGA